AUGAAACAGUCAAUUCUAUCUGACAAAACAUACUUCUUACCAUCUAUGAAUGCAUUUGUAAAUUCAUACAAUAAAAGUGUCAAAACCGAUGCUAGUCUUUCUUCUGCAUUGUCAACAUUCGGUAGGUAUUCUGGUUUAGAUGUAAGUUCAAAAAAACCUAAAUUAGCAGGCAAUAAACAAAUUGGAACACAGCCAACUGCAAGAUCAAGAAGAAAAACACAAAUUAAAGGACGAAAAAAUUUAACUGCAGGAAGAACUCCUAAAUGGAAAAAAGCUCCAGAACAUGGGUAUGUAAAAGGGCAAAUAAUAUCAAGUGGAUUACCCAAAGUCAAACGCAAAUCGAAAGCACCACAUUCCUUGGCAUAUUGUGUUGAAAAUAAUAAAGCAUUAGGAGGUACACACAGUUCAAAAUAG
This is a messenger RNA of Macrosiphum euphorbiae (potato aphid), 414 nucleotides long. The record is from the annotation of a GenBank genome assembly. NCBI's taxonomy places the organism in Eukaryota, Metazoa, Arthropoda, Insecta, Hemiptera, Aphididae.